UUUUCAUCUGGUUACUGUGGGCUUUCUCACAGCAUCGUCUUGGGGUAGUUGAACUUCGUACGUGGUGGUGGAUUCCAGAGGUGGUGACUGGAUUCUGGAGGUGCCAACAGCGGAAGCCACUGGGACAUCUUAAGACUUAUGCCUGGAACUGGCAUAAUGUCAUCUUCACCAGAUUCUUUAGGCCUAAAGCAAGUCACAGGCCUGUCCAGAUUCAAGCAGAGGGGACUGUACAAGGUGUGGACACUGGCCAGAGUGGUUUAUUGGGACCGCCAAGGAACUUCCCACCACAUGAACCAAGUAUUUUUCUGAAGGGGAAAAAGUGUUAUAGUUUUGCUGCUGGACUCUUCCCUCCCUUCCCCCACCCCAUCAGGAUGAUAUGAGACUUGAAAGAAGACGAUGCAUACAGGAGGAGAGACUUCAGCAUGCAAACCUUCAUCUGUUCGGCUUGCACCGUCAUUUUCAUUCCAUGCUGCUGGCCUUCAGAUGGCUGGACAGAUGCCCCAUUCACAUCAGUACAGUGACCGUCGCCAGCCAAACAUAAGUGACCAACAGGUUUCUGCCUUAUCUUAUUCUGACCAGAUUCAGCAGCCUCUAACUAACCAGGUGAUGCCUGAUAUUGUCAUGUUACAGAGGCGGAUGCCCCAAACCUUCCGUGAUCCAGCUACUGCUCCCCUGAGAAAACUUUCUGUUGACUUGAUCAAAACAUAUAAGCAUAUUAAUGAGGUUUACUAUGCAAAAAAGAAGCGAAGACACCAGCAGGGCCAGGGAGACGAUUCUAGUCAUAAGAAGGAGCGGAAGGUUUACAAUGAUGGUUAUGAUGAUGAUAACUAUGAUUAUAUUGUAAAAAACGGAGAAAAGUGGAUGGAUCGUUACGAAAUUGACUCCUUGAUAGGCAAAGGUUCCUUUGGACAGGUUGUAAAGGCAUAUGAUCGUGUGGAGCAAGAAUGGGUCGCCAUUAAAAUAAUAAAGAACAAGAAGGCUUUUCUGAAUCAAGCCCAGAUAGAAGUGCGACUUCUUGAGCUCAUGAACAAACAUGACACUGAAAUGAAAUACUACAUAGUGCAUUUAAAACGCCACUUUAUGUUUCGAAACCACCUCUGUUUAGUUUUUGAAAUGCUGUCCUACAACCUCUAUGACUUGUUGAGGAACACCAAUUUUCGAGGUGUCUCUUUGAACCUAACACGAAAGUUUGCACAGCAAAUGUGCACUGCACUGCUUUUCCUUGCGACUCCAGAACUUAGUAUCAUUCACUGUGACCUAAAACCUGAGAAUAUCCUUCUUUGUAACCCCAAACGCAGUGCAAUCAAGAUUGUUGACUUUGGCAGUUCUUGUCAGUUGGGGCAGAGGAUAUACCAAUAUAUUCAGAGUCGCUUUUAUCGGUCUCCAGAGGUGCUACUGGGAAUGCCUUAUGACCUUGCUAUCGACAUGUGGUCCCUUGGGUGUAUUUUGGUUGAAAUGCACACUGGAGAACCUCUGUUCAGUGGAGCCAAUGAGGUAGAUCAGAUGAAUAAAAUAGUGGAAGUUCUGGGUAUUCCACCUGCUCAUAUUCUUGACCAAGCACCAAAAGCAAGAAAGUUCUUUGAGAAGUUGCCAGAUGGCACUUGGAACUUAAAGAAGACCAAAGAUGGAAAACGGGAGUAUAAACCACCAGGAACCCGCAAACUUCAUAAUAUUCUCGGAGUAGAAACAGGAGGACCUGGUGGGCGUCGUGCUGGGGAAUCGGGUCAUACAGUAGCUGACUACUUGAAGUUCAAAGACCUCAUUUUAAGGAUGCUUGAUUAUGACCCCAAAACUCGAAUUCAACCUUACUAUGCCCUGCAGCACAGUUUUUUCAAGAAAACAGCUGAUGAAGGUACAAAUACAAGUAAUAGUGUAUCCACGAGUCCUGCCAUGGAGCAGUCACAGUCUUCGGGCACCACCUCCAGUACAUCUUCAAGCUCAGGUGGAUCAUCGGGGACGAGCAACAGUGGGAGAGCCAGGUCGGACCCAACGCACCAGCAUCGGCACAGCGGCGGGCACUUCACGGCUGCUGUCCAGGCCAUGGACUGUGAGACACAUAGUCCCCAGGUGCGUCAGCAAUUUCCUGCUCCCAUUGGUUGGUCAGGCACUGAAGCUCCUACACAAGUCACUGUUGAAACUCAUCCUGUUCAAGAAACAACCUUUCAUGUAGCCCCUCAACAGAAUGCAUUGCAUCAUCACCAUGGAAACAGUUCCCAUCACCAUCACCACCACCACCAUCACCACCACCACCAUGGACAACAAGCCUUGGGUAACCGGACCAGGCCAAGGGUCUACAAUUCUCCAACAAAUAGCUCCUCUACCCAGGAUUCUAUGGAGGUUGGCCAUAGUCACCACUCCAUGACAUCCCUGUCUUCCUCAACUACUUCUUCCUCCACAUCUUCCUCCUCUACUGGUAAUCAAGGCAAUCAAGCCUACCAGAAUCGCCCAGUGGCUGCUAAUACCUUGGACUUUGGACAGAAUGGAGCUAUGGACGUUAAUUUAACCGUCUACUCCAAUCCCCGCCAAGAGACUGGCAUAGCUGGACAUCCAACAUACCAAUUUUCUGCUAAUACAGGUCCUGCACAUUACAUGACUGAAGGACAUCUGACAAUGAGGCAAGGGGCUGAUAGAGAAGAGUCCCCCAUGACAGGAGUUUGUGUGCAACAGAGUCCUGUAGCUAGCUCGUGACUAAAUUGAAACUUGAGUUUGUUUCUUGUGUGUUUUUAUAGAAGUGGUGUUUUUUUCCAAAAAACAAAGUGCAAAGCUGCUUGAAUCAGAAGGAGAUUAACACACUGAACCGCUACAAGAGGGCAAAGCUGACUUUUUUUUUUUUUUUAACUUGAAAAGAUUGCAAAGGGACAAUGAAGUUUUUAAAAGAGCCAUGUCCAAACCCAUCUUCACGGAUAGCUCAGAGGUGUCCUCUUUUUGCCUCCCCCAUUUUAACUCGCCACAUCCCAGUCAUAGUGGGGUUUUUGUCUUUCUCUUCCACAGAAGUUGUUGUUCAGAUGUUGGUCUUAAUCAUUUGCCAACUAAUUUUAAAAUAAAAGGCACUGCACAUAAUUUGCAUAAAGGGCCCCAUGACGGUGUUUUUCCUUCCAUUUUUGUUUUUCCUUUUUUCCUUCCCGUUUUUGUUUUGUUUUCAUUUUGUUUAGGGU
Molecule: messenger RNA, 3155 nt
Organism: Mesoplodon densirostris (Blainville's beaked whale)
Lineage: Eukaryota; Metazoa; Chordata; Mammalia; Artiodactyla; Ziphiidae
Gene: DYRK1A
Product: dual specificity tyrosine phosphorylation regulated kinase 1A
Exons: 12
Coding region: 397-2688 (763 amino acids)
Biological process (GO): protein autophosphorylation; positive regulation of DNA-templated transcription; peptidyl-serine phosphorylation
Cellular component (GO): nucleus
Molecular function (GO): protein serine/threonine kinase activity; ATP binding; protein serine/threonine/tyrosine kinase activity
Source: RefSeq, a predicted model, not a curated record